AUGAAACCACCUGCAGCAUCAUCGCUCCCUCGCCUGGGCCUAGGAAUGGCGGCCUUGGGAAGACCAGGCUACAUCAAUCUAAACCGAGAAACGAUAUUGGGCAAUGAUCGUCCCGUGGAACUGAUGCAAAAGCAGGCCGAUGUGGUCAUGGACAAGUUGUUUGCCAUAAGCGACGAACCGUGGUUGGAUUGUGCUAGAUCCUAUGGACUGAGCGAAAAGUUUGUGGGAGAAUACUUGAGACGCCACAAAAUUGCACCCGAGAAGGUCUAUGUGAGCUCCAAGUGGGGGUACACAUACGUCGCCGACUGGAAUGUAAAGCUGGCAGAGGGAGAACCUCACGAGGUCAAAGACCACUCAACCGAUAACUUUUUGAAGCAAGUCCAAGAGACUUCCGAAUAUCUCGGUGAAUACAUCAACCUGUAUCAGAUUCAUUCGGCAACGUUUGAAUCGGGUAUACUGACGGACGCAAAGACUCACGAGGCACUCUCCAAAUGCAAGGUCGAACGAGGCUGGGCCAUUGGCUUGUCGGUCUCCAGUCCUCAACAAAAUGCCGUCUUGCAAAAGGCCAUGACCAUCCAAUCCACCACAACUCCCAACCAGCCACUCUUUGAUUCCGUGCAAUGUACCUACAAUCUACUCGAACAACGACCAGGCGAAGCCUUACUGGAAGCGCACCACAAGGGAAUGGACAUUAUCAUCAAGGAGGGCCUCGCCAAUGGACGGGUUCUACGUCAUCCAGAUGUCCUGCAAUAUGCCAAGCAGCUUGCCUGCGAACCAGAUCAAUUAGCUUUGGGGUUCAUUCUGGCACAACCGUUUCAACCCCGGGUCUUGUCGGGAGCCGUGACGCCGGAACAACUCGAAUCCAAUCUCAAGGCCAUGGCAAUAUCGGAAACGUUGAGAGAGAAUCCAUCUCUGCUGGAAGAAAUUGCCAACAAGUGUGUCAUGGACAGUGACGAGUAUUGGAAAGAGCGGUCGGCAUUGGCAUGGAACUAG
This is a messenger RNA of Seminavis robusta, 993 nucleotides long. The record is from the annotation of a GenBank genome assembly. NCBI's taxonomy places the organism in Eukaryota, Bacillariophyta, Bacillariophyceae, Naviculales, Naviculaceae.